Messenger RNA from Plasmopara halstedii, 345 nucleotides. RefSeq lists its product as uncharacterized. Lineage: Eukaryota; Oomycota; Peronosporomycetes; Peronosporales; Peronosporaceae. The coding region runs from base 1 to 345 and encodes 114 amino acids. The transcript has a single exon. The record is from RefSeq and is a predicted model, not a curated record.
AUGAGGCACGGCAUUUUUCUUGACGAAUUUGAGGAGCUGGGCAUGCUUGACGGUGAGCAUCAUGCGAACGAGUUGGUGAAGCUUGUAACAGGUGGCCUCGACGCCUUUUUGACUUGUUCGGAAAUUUGGCAUCUCACCGCGAACACCUUCGGCGUGAACAAGAAUGGGCAAUUAUUGUUCGAGUAUCGCCGACGUGAAAAAGGAAGAAAGGACCCCUAUCGGCGGUGGACUCCGACUUUCCCCGGCUUCAAAACAGCUGCAAAAUCCCACACUUGGUCGCUAGGGCAUUAUGGGUGGCUUGCUCGUGUUAACAUCCGCGAAACGUACCCGCCUAUGGAUAUCUAA